Molecule: messenger RNA, 975 nt
Organism: Mycena citricolor
Lineage: Eukaryota; Fungi; Basidiomycota; Agaricomycetes; Agaricales; Mycenaceae
Source: the annotation of a GenBank genome assembly
AUGUCCUACCCAACGUUCGACUUCCAUUCCACCGCGGAAAACGUCGCGACAGCUUUCGCAGAUAGGAUUAGGGGCACAAAUGUGAUUGUUACGGGGACGUCCCUGAACGGAAUCGGAUUCGAGACUGCGCAGGCCAUCGCGCGACAUGCCAACCUGGUUGUGAUCACUGGGUACAACGGGGAGCGAUUGAAACUGACCGAAGCCGCAAUCAAGAAGGAAGUCCCCCACGCCAACAUUCGCACCCUCAUCCUUAACCUUUCGUCCCUCGCCGCUGUGCGCAUCGCCGCAGCGGAGGUCAACGCCUACGAAGAGCCGAUCCACGUCCUGAUCAACAACGCCGCGGCCCCGAUUGGCCCGUUCAAACUGACCGUCGACGGACUCGAGAAUCAAAUGGCCACGGACCACCUGGGCCCGUUCCUCUUCACCUCGCUCAUCGCCCCGAAGAUUCUCGCUGCGCAGACGGCGGACUUCACCCCGCGCGUGGUAUUCGUGUCGAGUGCUGGGCACGUGCGGGGCAAGGGUGUCGACUUCAGGACGCUAGGCCAGCCGGACCCAGAGACGUACGAGGCGUUCGACGCGUACUUCCAGGCCAAGUCCGCCAACGCGCUCACUGCAGCCGAGCUCUCGCGGCGAUCCGGUGGGAAGAUCACAAGCUACAGUCUGCAUCCCGGAGCCGUCGCAACGAACAUCAACGCCAAGCCGGAGUCGCUCGAGGCCUUCAAGGCCCUCGGGAUUCUCUUCGCGGAUGGACAGCCGAACACGCGGGACUACACGUGGAAGACGAUCCCUGAGGGCGCGGCUACGAGCGUGGCUGCUGCGUUCGAUCCGCGCCUCGAGGCGUGCCCCGGAGCGUACCUGAACGACUCGAACGUCGCGACCGACCAGCUCGCGGCGCACACUGCGGACCCGUCCAAUGCUGCUCAAUUGUGGGAUUUGUCGGAGGAGAUUGUUGGGACCAAGUUCGAUUUCGAGUAG